CAUGAAAGAGAACGGUCACGAGUUAUGGAGCGUAUGUCUAGCACACUUUGUUUAGGAAGGAGUAUGAGAUGAUGGGUCUGCUUUUUGAUGGCUAACAUGUAAAAACAAUCAAAGCAGUAUAUUUACAACUACAUGUAAUUCCAAAUUCAUUUCAUAAUACUUCAUUUGGCACUGCAUCGGGGAAGAAUGUUUGUAAUGGAGGGUCAUAAAGGCAAACGGCGCAAAAACUUCAAACCGACACAGUCCAUAGGUCAGGAAUUUAAUCAUAUUGGUAGAACAUGUUAAUCAACCGGCUGGUUAACACUUGUGUCUUACCAACACCGCCUGUUUAAUAGAUGACCAGAUAAUUGUGAUAGAAUUAAUGCUUGUAAACCCUGCGAUAGACGACAUGGUGAAUUACCUAAUUAUUUUCACAAUAUCGAAUGUAUAAAGUUCCAUAGGUAUUUGACGCAAAACGAUUUACGGUGUACAUACAAAACUGACAGUUGACCUUACUAUAAGUACAACAUAUCAAUCAGACCAUAACUAUACAUGUGAAAUAGUUUGAUAUGUGUAAGCAUGGUCCUCGUUUUAAAUCAUUGUAAUGAUUUCAAUAUGGGUCGAAGUAAAGACUGCAAGACAACGUCCGAAUUUUGCCGAUACUGACAGACUUUUGACUUAUGUAGAAAACGUCACUAAGUUUUGAAAUACGCUUUCAUAACGACAUAAUUAUUAGAUAAAUGAUAAAACCCACAAUCUUGAGGGUUCACUUAAACCCGUGAUAAGUGUAAGAAAGCAAACUGAGAUUAGUCAUAUUCCUCUAUAUAUUAUCUAUCCAGAAAUACAAGUAUAGCAAAGAUGUCAUGAGUAUUCUUUCAUAUAUAUUGCAUACUUUUCAAUCCGAUAGUAAAAAAAUACAAAACAGAACAAAUAAGAUUAUAACACCAUUCCUUAAAGUCAACGUCGUAAUACACUUCGUACCCGCGUCAUUUAAAGUCUUGCAGUUAAAUUUACAACCUUCCAAGAUGCCAUUAAAUAAGGAUUUUAUUAUUGAAUCCCUUUCAUUGAUUGAGCUCGGGAAGUAAACCACUUUACUCCCUAUGGGUAAUAAAUCAAUGGUCGACCUGGAGGAUAGUUUGGUUGUGCCAGAGCCUUGUGCUAGAACCUUGUUGUGUAUUGUAUUGAUCCGUCCGAUCUCCGCAUAAUAUAUUUUUGAAGCAGACAAGAUGGCCGCUUAUUCCAGUGGUUAUUUUCAGAUGCUUUGCUGCAUUUUCUUCAUAACAUGACGUUGUCAGUGGGUUAACUCUUCUACGCAUGGAUAGUGUGUAUAAACUGUUGAACCAUAUUUCAAGAAAGAUGUAGAAUGUUGUGUUUACUGUCCGAGCGUGGAUCCCCUUGCAGGACGACAUACCUUGAUACCUAGUAACUGGUAUCGGCCUCCAGGGUCAGGAGAGGCCAGACAUUCAUAAGCUACAACCAAUUGAAAAGUGCCAUAAUGGAGCGUUAUUACAUUUGUAUCAGACCUUUCACGUAGGGCAGGGAUCACUGAAAGUUAUCAUGGUGUUUGCAAGGAAAACCAACCCCGAGGACGCCAUCAACAUCUAUCGUGUUCACAUUCCGCACAUACAACCUGCACAGCUUCACUUAUCACAAGAUGUCACAACACAAAGUCAAUUCGCAAUGUCUUCCACUCAGCUCAUUUUGCCCAAACUGAGCCUCAUAAGUAAAUCAUCCUCAUUCUGUGACUCGGUUAACAACAAACAUGGAUAUAGGAGCAGUACAUCGGAUGAAGCAGAAACACCGGAGUCCGAUGAUGAUUUGAUGCUCGACGAAAAGAUGGAUUCAGGGAGUUCUUUAAGCCUGUCAGACUCCCUGAAUAAUGCCCUCGAAAUGCUGAACAGUUCUAGGCUUGAAGACGCUGAGAAACACCUUCUAAAACUGUAUCAACAGAUGCAAGAGAAACCAGAAGACAACACAAAAAUCUUGGUACAGGUCUUGAAUGGACUUGCUGAUGUCUGCAUUCGGCGAGGUAGAAUGUGCAGGUCCAACCCGAUGGAAUGGCAAUGGCUGUGCAUGCAUGCAAUAUCCCUGCUUCAGUACAACUGUGAGGUUUGCGAUUCCGAACUCGAGGAAAAUCUUGACAAUCAGGACACGGAAUGGUACACUGAACAAAAACUAGCAGCAGAAAUAAAAUGUCGUCCAUUAGAAGACAGCUUCAACAGAGCACUAUACAACUGUCUCAAGCACGAGGGGAGAAAAUUCAUGGACCCCUUCAGGUCGUUUUCGUUCCCGAACACUCCAAGUACACCAUCUCUUGGCAUGUUUCCACUCUCAUCAGGGAAUUGUUUUAAUCUAUAUCCUAGCAUGCACGAUAGACUGACAGGAAAAACCGACAAUCAAGCAAGCGUGGAUGAUAUCAAUGUUGGUCUGGAUUGGCUUACAAAGUUUCUGGAAUACUGUCAUGACAGAAUUCAAUCCAAAAACUUGGGGGAUAUUUUCAACAGACUAUUCAAACGUAAAGCUUCCUCGUCACUUAAAGAAAAUAAUGAUGACACUGCAAGCAUUAUGUCUGAAAGUUCGUGCAGUUCCCUGGAUUGGGACCACGGUGAUUUACAGGGAAUCGCUGAAAUUGAUCCAAAUUCUAAAGACUCGCCAGUGCCAGUGGUAGAUAAUGCAUUUGGAUUUGAACUAGCAUCGAGUGACGUUGAGGAAGACGGUUGGGAUUUUUUUCUCAAUGACAGGAAACACUGCAAGUUUCAGAGCGUCGUUCAAGUGUCUGGAAAUGGUAAAGGGAGAAAAGAGAGUAUUCAGAAUCAGAAUCUGCUGGACGUGCGUGCUUCUGACAAUAAGUACAAGGACAAGGAAAUCAUAUCUCCUCUCCAUGAACACAGCAUAAAGCUAACAUUAGCCAAAUCCUACACAAGGUUGGCAGACAAGCUUAUGUCAGAGGAGGAGUACAGGAAGGUUGAGGUCUUGCUGGAGCAGGUUAUUGGAAUAUUAGACGAGAUCAUGGAUGGAACAGCCGGUAUGUUACGUUUUAGUGCGAAAGUUAUGAAAAACUUAGGAACUGUAAAAUCAAAACAAGGAAAGUCCUCCGCUGGUUUAGCCCUCCUAAAUCAGGCGCUAGAAACCUAUCGCGAUCUGCAAGAUGAAGAAUCCAAUUUUGAAAUAGCAACCGCUCUUCUGGAACUUGGAAACGGCUAUGUGGUGGGUAAAAACAAUGACGAUGGUGUUUUCGAUGAUGCAAUAUCUGCCAUUCGGGAGUUCUUCGAGAAAGAUUUUUCCGACAGUGAAAGCACAAAUUCUAGUCCAAAUAAGUCCGAGCCUUCGUCUCCACAAAAGACAGCAGAAGAGGAAAAGAACAUUGAAGAGGCUGCCCAUUGCUAUAAGGAAGCUCUUUCCCUACUUCAUGGUCGGCAUAGUGAAGAAAAAGAUAGGAUUGUCGUAGCUAAAGCUACCAUGAGGUUGGGAGAUUGCUAUUUCAUGCAGAAAGACUAUGGCAGGGCACUCGAAUGCUUUGAAAAGUCACUAAUCUUGUUUCGUGAUACCACAACACACGGCAGAGAAUUUGUUUUGGAAAAUGCCCAUGUGAUGUGUAUGCUUGGUGUUUCAAGCUUCAUGCUGCAUAUCUACCCCAGGGCGGCUACAGUUUUUGAACUGGCCCUCCAUUUAGUCAGGUACGCAUCUGGUCUGAACAGCUCUUACAUGCACGGGCUGAUCAUAUCAUUUAUGGGCAUCACAUUUUACAAGAUGAAAAAUUACCAUAGGUGUGUAUCCAUGUGUUAUCAAGCAUUUGAACUGUUCUGCAAUAUGCAUGGCAGCAAACUGCCUCAUCUACCAAAGCAAAAGUUUUGGAUGGUUUGUCAAGUACUGUACGUCAUGGGCAACUCCUACAACAUCAUCUGCCUUCACCAGAAAGCCAUCAAAUACCUUACGGUGGCACGGACAGUGAUGAUGGCUUCAAAAUCGAGGGACCGUAGGCAAUUCAUGAGAGUUCUGCAAAUUCUUGGAGAUUGUCAUUUUGCACAGUAUGACUACAAGACGGCACUAACCUUCUACAACGAAGCUUUAGAAUAUGGAGAAUGUGAGAGUCAGAUUUCCUUUGAUGAAGUGUUCGACCCAAACACGAUGUCGGACGAUAUGACUAUGCAUAACGAGCUUAUCAGUAAGUCUGCCGAGGCACACAUCAGCAUGCAGCAAUACCAAAAUGCUGUUCACUACUUGGAGCAAGCCCACGAUAUGCAGGAGGUUAUGGGAGAGGAUAUCAAAGGGGAUCUCAUCAGCACUCUCUACCAGCUUGGUCACAUUCAUUCUAUGGCUGGAGAUGUGGACAAAGCCAUAGAAUCGUUUGCAGAGAGCUUAGAGGUGUACAGAGAAAUACACAAGGGUGAGCUUGGGCCAGAUAUGUCAGUGACCCUAGGUAACCUUGCUACUAUGUGUUAUGUAAAAGCGUGUGUAUGCGAGGACAAUGAGGGUGAGCUAGAAAUGAUACUUGCUGCAGAACAACAUUUUCAAGAUGCACUAAAACUUGAUCAGAACCCAAGUGUUAGUGUGAAGUACGGAAAUUUCUUGUACAGCCAAGGGAAUUAUGACGAUGCUGUUAUGUACUUGGAAGAUGCUCUCAAGAUUGAGGACAUUGAUAUCGCAUCUGACCUUGUAUACGGCGGCCUUGACAAGGUAACACUACCAGAUUGUCUGCAGGAUGAGGUUGACACACAAGAAGAAGUUGUCUUACCUCCCUCGGCUCUUGCAAGGUACAUUCUGAUUCUCUCACACAAAUAUCUCAACCAAAUGGAUCUGGCAGAAAAGCAUCUCUUCCAUCUCUUAUAUGAAGCUUUGGAAACUGACAUUCCCAUAUUGUACUCAGUUCUGGGAUAUUCCAUGAUGGAAAUGGGCCUGUUCGAGGAAGCUAUUUGGAGUUUCGGUUUGGCAAUAUCUCUUGAGAAUGAAUACUCCCUAGCCAUAGACAACUACUGUACAUGUUUAUUGAUCUGGACAAUGCGCACACUACAGCGGGCAAUUGAGAACAUUUGUCUGUACCACGGAUUGACUUGCUAUGUGUAUCUAUACUGGUGAUGCGGCCUCAGUAUUGAUCUACACAGAUAUACAAAGCCUUAUUACAAUGUAGCUUAUGCUCAUCCUAACACAAAAUCUAAAUUAUUGUCAUUCUCAGAUAAAAUAUUGCCAGCUUAGUAUCUUUUUACCACAUUAGUACCGAAUGUUUCUAUGAGUUCCGAGUUGUGAAAGCAAUAACCAUUAUUCUGGCGCCACCAUUCAAAGGUAAUAUGGGUUAUCAAACAGCAAAAAACUGAAAUGGCAAUUUCAUUGCACAAAAUCCUUAUUAAAAUAAAAUAUAAUGUCUUUACCAAUUCCUUAAGCAUUUGUAUUAUUGCGAUAACCUUUUAUCCUACGAAGAUAUUAUUUUAGAUUUCUUUUGUUUUAAAAUUUUGCAGGAAGAUAUUUGUGUUCAAAUAGAUAACUACUAAAAGCAAUAAUGAAUGUGUUACUUACACCUCUAAUAUUCUACUUUAGACAAUUACAUAACACAAUCAUAAUACCAUCUCUACACCUUAUUCACUGAAACAGCAAUUUGAAUUCCACAAGCAACACACAGGUAUUAAUGUGUAUUGAUCCAAACAUUUGAGCAAUUGCAGUCACAAACUUUCUUGUUAAAACAUUCUGUCUGUAGUUAUCAACAGUGUAUUCAACAAAUAUCCUUUGAUUUGAAAGAAAAGAUAUCCCAUUUUUACUUUUGCUUCAUAAUCAGCUUAUUCAUCAUAUCCAGGCAAAAAGGUCCUCUCUCAAACAUAUCAAUUCCCAACUUCACACAUCCACUUCUAGGAAACCAUCAGCACUUGAGGCGAAACUAGAUAUAUACACUGUGAUGCCACAUCUAUUUGCAUGGUCAAGUGCAGCUUAGGUAAAGAGCAACAAACGUUUAAGUGCGUACAUGUGUAUGGUAAAAUCAAAACCAUAAAAACUAUUUAUCAAAGUAUACUAGCAUAUCAAAUUAUGAAAGCUUUUGCGGUAAAUCAUUUCCAUGAUUUUCUUUCAAAUGGCGAUUAAUUCCUUUUACAUCAGUUGGGUAAAUCCGAACAAUCACAUGCACAAAAGGGAUCAUCUUCACGAGGUUCGUAGUAAGUAUACUGUAAUCUGUAGUGUUUUGUGUUUAACUACAUUCUAUCUCAUAAUCCAAAAAUAACAUGAACAAAACAGUUCUGCAUGUACAUACAUGUAUAUAUAAAAUGUUUUUUUUUAGUACAUUUAGUAUUAUCUCACCAAUUGGAGAUACAAGAUUCCAGAAAAACUCAUUAACAAGAAGGAAGGCUAAAGCCAAAAGAAUACAGAAGUGAAUAAGUCAUUAGCUGAUAGUGAAUUUGGUAUGCAUAACUUGGUUGAUUUAGCUUUGGUAUAGUGUGCAUAAUAAUAUUCAAAUACCAGAUUGUUUAUUAUCAGUACUUUCGCAUUCUAUCAGUAGGUUUUGCCACACUUACUGCUAAGAAAUAUAUAGAUGCAUUAUUACAUUAGGUACUUGAUAAAGUCAUUUAAAUACAUACCAAUAUUCUUAUCUGUCCAUUAAAUAUUCCUAUCUCUGGAUCUAUCUAACGGAGAUUACAACACAUAUUAACUGUUCCAACAUCACUCAUCUUAAAUUGUGCCAAUUCUACUAAACUAUCCACCUGUGAAGAAUGUCUGAUUAAAAGAUGUUCUAUUUUGUGUAUAAGUAGGUUUGAAUGUGUGUCCCAACACAUGGUUUAGUUGUGUAGAACUAGGACAUUUUUACCUAGAUAAAUUAAAAGUGAAUUGUAUUUUCCUCCUUAAAUGUAUUAACUUUAUAUAUCCACUGCAGCAACAGGUUGCAUUAAAACAGCAGAGUUUGUGACAAUGACAACAUCAAACAUAUCACACAGUUUACAAGAAAGUCAUGUGACUUUUAUCAUUUAAGGGGUUAUCAACAGUAUAUCAAUGUACAUUAUAUGUCGCCAUUCAAAAAGUGGUAUUAAACAUGAUGAUCAUUAUUGCCUACAAGAUUUAUUGAUAGAUCAAUGAGCACUCACAACUGUGUGUAUAAUUCAUCAUUUUGUAUAAAUACUGCUCUACACUUAUGAAAUGCCAGUAUUAUUUUGUUGAUAUUGUUUUUUAAAAUUGAUAUUUUUUACAUUAUCACAUAAUUACCAUGUAUUUAGUAAAUACACCCAUGUCAUAUAUUUUGCGUAUUAAUACCAUUAAUAUAUAACUGAUUGUAAAUCUCAUCUGUAGUGGAAACUCGUGUGGGGUCCUCUAUUAGUUAUUAGAUUCAUGUCCAUCAAUUUUGUAAAUAUACUGCCGGUAGAUUAUUAGAUUAUGUAAAUUAUCAUACUCGUUUUCCAAUUCCUCAAAAUCAAAUUAAGAAAAUACUUCAAUUGAUAUUCAACAUAGUUUUUCAGCUAGAUGUGAAAGUUUGUCCAUCAUCAUGAAAAAAGAUAUUAAAACUCUUGAUGCACGUCCUGAAGUUAAACUAGUUUACGGUAGAACAUUGGAAUAUUGUCACUAUUUGUCCACCUACAUGUUAUCACUAUAGAGUUUCAGUUACAGCAUCAUAUAAAGGGGGAUGUCAGAUUGAAGAACAAAUCCCAUAUACAUGUCUGUGGGCCUCGUGCUGUAAGUUAGAUAAUUCUGUCACUUUUACUCAGGUUAUACUUGUUUCGUUUUUGCACAUGACUAAAUAAAACUGUAUGAUAUUGUAGUAUUUUAUCUCCACACUCUGCCAUAGUUUCCUUCUCAGCAUGUACAUAUUAUGUGAUAUUUCUAAAGUUAUAAUCUAUUUUUUUUUUUAUAUAUGAUUAAUGAUGAUGGGGCAUCUGAAUAUUUGAAUAUUUGGAUAACUUUUUACUGUGUUGGAAAUAAUAUUGUUUGAUCAUAACAAAUCAAUUUGGGAGUAACUUGACUGAUGUUUCAAUUAUUUUUUUUUAUUCCAAUAUCCCUGGCUUUUAACACAUAUUUGAUUGUUGUUUGCUAAUUGAACAAUACAAAAUGCUGGACAAGCUUAGCUGUCAAAUAUCAAAAACUGUCAACAAGCCUUGUACAUUUCGUAGCACAAAUUAUCCUAAAUGAAGAGGAUGAUUUGACUUCAUUGUUCCAAAAAAUAUAUUUAAAGUCAAGCUUAGUUAAUCUAGUCUAAUAAAUAUCCCAAUCCUCCAGAGAAAGAACACAAACUGGAUAAUACCAUAACUGAUUAAGCAGUGGCCUAGACUAAGGAAGCUCAAUUUUGGGGGGUUAUUUUAUGAGAAAAACAUCACGGACUACCUAACAAGUUCAUCAAAUGUUCUUAUUUAAUAAACUGAAAAGAUUUUUUUACAAAUUGUUAAGCUUACCUGAUCUGAUGAAUUGGGGUCCCUGACUGACUUCAUGAGAUGAAUUGUGUAAAGAAUGCAGCUGUACAUUCCUCGCUAUCUGUGAUUUGAUUAUCCAUGUGAUAUUGAUGUAUAUAAUAUUAAAGUGAUAUGCUUUUAAAACAUGUAUAAUUCAUUAAGUAAGAUAAUUGCCAUUUCACAUUUCUACACAUACAAUGUGUUGCUUUCUACUGUUGAAAAUUUACAUUUCCUUUUGGCAUUUUUUGUACAGUCAUUUGAUAAACCUACAAACUAACAAUGUUGUUAUAAUCCAAUAAAAGCAAGAACCAUUACACGUGAACAUUUUCCAAUUUUCCAACCUGAAACUGUUCAGGUCUCUCCGUCAAACUGUUUGAGUAUUCGGUAGCCAAUCAAAUCAUGACGUCCAAUUCAAAUUAUGACAGAAAUUCUUGAAUGGUGUCUUAAUUGACAUUCACCACCUGGCGGAACUGGUAACCAUAGAAAAACAAUCUUGUUCUUGCAAAAAUGACUGUUCCACCAUUUGGUUAAACAGUUUGUUAAAAAUGUAUUUUGAACCGAAUGAAACCACAAAGAGCGAUAAAACGAUAUUGUCUUUGAUGUCUUGAAUGUAAAUAUAAGGAUUGAAAAGUACAUUUUUAACAUUUACGAUAGUAUGACAUAGCUCCAUUCAAGCAUAUAAGAUGCGCUACAGUGUAUUAUCAUGGAAUAUGUUUAAGCAGAACUGUGUUGCAUAACAUCAUAAAUGUUAAAAAAGGUGCAUUUUGAAACCUUAAAAAUAGGCAUCACACAAAUUGUUUUUUUCUAUUUAACACUAAUUGCUUUAUUCUAUUUAACUUACACGUAUUUGUUAAUCAGUAACAAAUAUAUUUUAGAAGAGUUAAUUUUAUGCCAAAAAUUAUUCACAAUAAUGAUUUUGAAUUCCCAUUAUUUCUCGCUUUAUUUUAUUUUUUUUAUAGCAAAGAGCAUUCAAAACACUGCAUGUGAGGGUAAAUAUAAGAAACACUGAAUAAAAAAAUAGCAUAACAGUGAAAAAUAUUCAAAUUUAUUACCAUUCGUUUUUAAAAAAUAAUUAAUAAUCAGAGUUCAAAUUUUCAAUCUAAAUAUAUACAUGAAUACAAAACACAGUAAAAAGUUUGAAAGGUGUCAGAAUUGUAAAUAACUCUAUUUCCUACAUAAGUUUUGUAAAAGAAAUUAAGCAUGCAAUGUGUGUGGUUCAGAGAAUUAAAUGCCAAUAAGAGUACAGUGUGGUAUAUGCUGAUGAAACAAUACUUUAAGAUGAAACAAUUGUUUGUAAGAGGAGUCACUGAAAUAAAGAGUAAUCCUAUAAAA
Molecule: messenger RNA, 9662 nt
Organism: Mizuhopecten yessoensis (Yesso scallop)
Lineage: Eukaryota; Metazoa; Mollusca; Bivalvia; Pectinida; Pectinidae
Exons: 3
Coding region: 1537-5055 (1172 amino acids)
Molecular function (GO): protein binding
Source: RefSeq, a predicted model, not a curated record